AUGUCCAACGGAUACUCGUCGUCGAGUGACGACGAAGAGUUUCGUCCAAAUGCUCAACCGAUUCAGUUGCCCCAGCACCAGCUAGAUUUGAACAGAGUGCGUCGAGAAAACGAAAGAAGGGAUAAUGCCAAAUUCACCAAAGCAACCUCGAAUUUCGCCAAAGCUGCCAAGUUCAACCCCAAAAAGAAGACCCAGUAUGGCGACUCCUAUAAUCCAAAAGACCCCAGGUUUUCUAUGGGCUCAUCGCAGCAGUCUUCGGUUGCUGGAUCCGAGGAGUCAGACGAUGAGAUGGAGAUGAUGGCCUCGGGUGGUACAGGCGCAUCCGAUCUAGAAAAUUUAGCUCGUUUCAGAUUCGAUGCCGAUGACAUCAAAAAGAGCACACCGCAACUUGGAGAUAGCGAAGAUGACGAUGAGGGCCCCGGCUAUUUCGGAGAUGAGGCUCAAAAUGCCGAUUACGCCAAUAUGAAUCCUCCUCCUGAGAACUUUUACAACACCGAGUCUUCAGACGAUGGCGAUGACGAUGAGGAAGAAAACAACGACUACGUCAACGACAACCAAAAUCCCGCCGCUGAAAAUCUCGAGCGCCCGGAUUCUUCCAGCAGAAGAUCAUCAAAAGCAUCCAAAAAGUCGAGAAGAUCUUCAGAAAGCGAGCGAGACGAGGUGCCAGCAAUGAGAAAGCACUCGAUCCACUCGAUGCAUUCGCAUCAAUCGCACGAAAGCAAAAAUAGCAAGAAUAGCGGGACAGGUGGCGGCAUCAAGAGCAUAUUCAGAAAGAUGUCGCUCGCAGACAGGUUCCCCUCCGACGAGUACAAUCAAGAUAUGAGCCACAGCGACACUUUUUUGGGCCGAGUUUUCAACAUUGGAAGUCUGGGUAUCAGCGGAGGAGGAUUGGCGCCCGGUGCUUCGAAAAAAACCAACGAGUUGCCCGAGAUUGACGAAGAGAAACGAGUUGGGUUUGCCGAGAAGGAAAACGAUCGUGAUGCUAUAGAAAUGCAACCAAUCAGCCUUGAAGAACUCAGCGAAGAAGCCAAGGCGUUGAUCGGCCAACAUUUGCCGCCGGGCCUCUUGCACUCGGCUGACCAAAGCAUGCAAAACAGCAGCGCCGACAUUUCCCCCAGCGCCAGUCCCCGUCCAAAGUCGUCCGAACGAGGCGACCAUGACUCGGAUGAGACCAUGAAUGCCGAGGCUGACGAGGCGGAGCAGAGACGCAAGUCGGAGGAACGCAAAAAGAAAGAGGAUCCAUUCUAUACUCCCAACCCCGACAUGUUUAUCCGUGGCACUGGCACGGGGAAUGCCCAUCACUAUGAAGCCGGUGGCGAUUUCUUGCACGAUUUGGAUGGCGAUUAUAUUGCUCGCCCCAAACAAGUUCAAGCUGGUGUUCUUUCCUCCCUCUUGAGGUUAUAUCAAAACCCGCGCGAGGCGAAAUCAGCUAGUUCAUUAACCACGGGAAGUUCCAACGAAGAAACCCCCUUCCAAUCUACCGACGACGAGCUAAGCACUUUGGAUGAACAUAAAAAGGCUGCCCAUUUUGCAAAAUUCAAGCACGAGGUCAGAUCAGGGCUCCGCCGCGGGGCCAAGGCCGCCGAAACGGGCGUACACAUGGGAUACGCUGGUGUUCGCGAUGUACAUAAAUUGCCCAAACACAUGUUGUCCAAGGCCAACAAGGCCUACCACCUCCGGGACCGCGAAGGCACCAACGACACACUUUUACCCGAUGUCGAAGAUAGCGAUGAUUCACUCCGGGCGGAAGAAGUGGACAAGUUGGACGGCUCGGGCCAUUUGCCCUCGUUCCACAAUGCCAAGCCCAAGAUGCCCAAGAAGAAAGCCACUGACGCUAGUGGUCGCAUGAAGAAGAAACUCAAGACGAAGCAGCGUGCCGAGCGACUCCGCAUCACGGUCCACAUCGCCGACAUCUUGCAGCGCCAACGGUUCAUCAUGAACAUGUGCCGUGCUCUAAUGCUCUUUGGCGCACCCACGCAUCGGUUGGAAGAGUAUAUGGUGAUGACAAGCCGGGUGUUGGAGAUUGAUGGCCAGUUUAUGUAUUUCCCCGGCUGUAUGCUUGUUUCGUUUGGUGACGCGGCCACGAGAACUUCGGAAGUGCACUUGGUUCGAUGUGCCCAGGGUCUCAAUUUGGGCAAGUUGGCCGAUACUCACAAGAUCUACAAAGCGGUGAUCCACGACUUGAUUGGCGUCGAAGAGGCCUCAAAGAAAUUGGACGAGUUGCUCAAGCAGACAAACAGGUACCCACCUUGGGUAUGCGUGUUGCUAUAUGGAAUCGGCUCGUUGGCAGUCACGCCAUUUGCCUUUGACGGAGGCUGGAUCGACUUGCCCAUCUCUUUUGGGGUCGGGUUAUGCGUGGGAUACUUGCAAUUCUACGCCAGUUCCAAAUCGAAUCUAUACUCGAGUGUGUUUGAAGUUUCCGCGGCCAUCGUGGUGGCCUUCAUCGCGCGAGGCCUAGGCUCGAUCCGCUCGGGCCACUUGUUCUGCUUCAGCGCCAUUGCCCAGGGCUCCUUAGCGCUAAUCUUGCCCGGGUACAUCAUCUUGUGCGGCUCGCUCGAGCUUCAAUCGCGGAACUUGGUCGCUGGCUCAGUGCGGAUGUUCUACGCCAUUAUAUACUCCUUAUUCCUCGGGUUUGGAAUCACGCUCGGGGCCGCAUUAUAUGGAUGGGUCGACCACGGGGCCACGUCGCAGAACUCGUGCGAAAAGCACCACUCGAUGGACGACCGGUUCCGCAUCUUGUUUGUGCCCUUGUUCUCCACGGUGUUGGGGUUAAUCAACCAGGCCAAGUUCCACCAGUUGCCCAUCAUGAUUGUCAUAUCAUGCACGGGUUACAUCGGCACCUAUUUUGCUGGUAAGCAUUUCUCCACCGUCACCGAGUUCACCGCUUGUAUUGGUGCUUUCAUUGUUGGAAUAUUGGGUAACUUGUACUCGCGUAUUUGGAAAGGGAUGGCUGUCUCGGCCAUGUUGCCUGCUAUUUUUGUGCAGGUGCCCUCGGGUAUUGCUAGUAAGAGUACCUUGAUUUCCGGUUUGCAGCAAGCUGAUCAGAUCACUAAUAGGAACGGGACCAGCACCGUUAUUACUGCCGACGACGGAAGCUCGUUGAGUUUUGGUGCUACGAUGGUGGAGGUUAGUAUUGGUAUCAGUGUUGGGUUAUUCGCGGCUGCGUUGGUGGUUUACCCAUUUGGAAAGAAGCGUACAGGGUUGUUUACCUUGUAA
Lodderomyces beijingensis is the source of this 3216-nucleotide messenger RNA. The record is from the annotation of a GenBank genome assembly. NCBI's taxonomy places the organism in Eukaryota, Fungi, Ascomycota, Pichiomycetes, Serinales, Debaryomycetaceae.